Aedes albopictus (Asian tiger mosquito) is the source of this 2780-nucleotide messenger RNA. RefSeq names its product casein kinase II subunit beta (gene CkIIbeta). The record is from RefSeq and is a predicted model, not a curated record. Gene Ontology annotation, molecular function: protein kinase regulator activity. The transcript has 7 exons. The coding region runs from base 345 to 986 and encodes 213 amino acids. Gene Ontology annotation, cellular component: cytoplasm; protein kinase CK2 complex. NCBI's taxonomy places the organism in Eukaryota, Metazoa, Arthropoda, Insecta, Diptera, Culicidae.
CGCUUCGGAGACGUCGUCGGGUUUGGCAGCAGCAGCAGCACCACACUCGCUCGCAAAGCAUUUUCAAAAGCGCUGAACGUCGACGACGAGAGGGGGCGACUGACAGACCCAUCACCACCUAGGAUAUCACCACCAGUCAGCCAGCAAGCAAGCAAAGCGAGCGAGAGCGAAGAAGCAAGCAUUCAUUCUCCCGGGCGUACCGCACACUUCGUUCGGCAUCGGCACGGCGGCAGUGGUGUUGUACCAGUGUGAACCACGGUUCGAGUUUCGAUUGAUUUUUUUCGUAUUUUUUAUUUCUUCAAGAUUUAAUCAUAAGCGUGGCUAGCCAGGGAAUAAAAAGGAAAAUGAGUAGCUCCGAGGAGGUUUCUUGGAUUUCUUGGUUCUGCGGACUUCGUGGCAAUGAAUUCUUCUGCGAGGUGGACGAGGAUUACAUUCAGGAUAAGUUCAAUUUGACCGGACUGAACGAACAAGUACCGAACUACAGACAGGCUCUCGACAUGAUAUUGGAUCUGGAACCCGAGGAUGAAAUAGAAGACAACCCGAACCAGUCCGAUUUGAUCGAGCAGGCGGCCGAGAUGCUGUACGGUUUGAUCCACGCUAGGUAUAUCCUCACCAAUCGCGGCAUAGCUCAAAUGAUAGAGAAAUAUCAAAGCGGCGACUUUGGUCACUGCCCGCGGGUGUACUGCGAGAGCCAACCGAUGCUUCCAUUAGGUCUAUCCGAUGUGCCCGGAGAGGCGAUGGUGAAAAACUACUGUCCCAAGUGCAUCGACGUCUACACACCAAAGUCCUCGAGGCACCACCACACGGACGGGGCCUACUUUGGCACCGGAUUUCCGCACAUGCUGUUCAUGGUACAUCCCGAGUAUCGCCCGAAACGUCCCGCCAACCAGUUCGUGCCGCGUUUGUACGGCUUCAAAAUCCACUCGUUAGCGUAUCAAAUUCAACUGCAGGCUGCUGCCAACUUUAAAGCACCGAUGCGAGGGUGAAGUGCUCGGCGAAGGUCAUCGACAAUUGAGUUGCCGACAACUGGGUCAACGAGAAAAUCGUUUGAUCGCCAGAAGAAGUGACCACAAACAUCCCUACAUCCCACAUACAAACAACCGACACCCAAGUACAUACACGCGACAACGCCACGGAGAUCAAGGGGCGAGAAGGCGACCACCUCGACAACAAACAAUAAGAGCGAUCCGCAGAAUCAGCCAAGAGGGAAAAGUAGUACCAGUUGAAAGAACAAAAAAAAAACAGAACAAGCAGUUGAAGAAUAUCAAACAAACGCGAUAACGUAAAACAUACUUAAAGAAAGUAAAUAGGACAAAAACAAAAUUUCUAGAUAAAUCAGUAAGUCAUUGAACAGAAAAAAGCAUGUUAGCGAAUACAAAGUAACCAAUUGUACAUCCCCCAAACCACCAAAUCCAAGAAAAAAAAAACAAAAAAAUGCGCAUUUCGCAUUGUAGAACAUGGCAUACUGUAGAAUUAGGCCCAAAACCAUCCUUCUUGUCUCAUAGCGGAAGAGGAGAGUACCAUUCAUUGAUCGACCGAAGUAAACAUUGAAACGAAGAAUGUUGUCAUUUUUUUCUAAUAAGAAUUGGAAUUUAUUGCUAGGAUGAAUCGCCGGGACGAAGCGGAAUUUUUAUGAAACGUUGUAAGACCAUUCAGUGAAAUUGUGUAUUUGAAGAUAAAAAAGAUAACAAAUACAAACACUAAACAAACAAUAUUAGACCUUAGUGUGAUUCGAGUAAUUUGUUGCAACAAACAGGAACUAAAACAAACAAACAAACAAACGGAGGAAAUAUACACCAGGGUUGAAGAACAGCAGACGACGAAAAACGAAGAACCUCCCAUUUCCUCUCUUCCUACUUAGAUAGGCCGCACCUGAAAGCGUAAACGAUCUUUUGGAACAACGGUCGUUUGGCAUAAACUGAGAAGGACAGCCAAUUUUAUAUCAAGCAAAUGUUAUGCCAAACGGCCGUUAUGCCGAAAUGGAGUCCUCCCGCAUCCAUUAGAGUGAAUGCCACGAACAUCCCAUUUUUAACCCAUUUGUAUAUUUUUUCUCGUCUACAAAACAACAACGUAUCUCGCGUGGCAGACCGAGUAGUCCUAUAAAGGUUGCAAACAGAGAAAUAAACACACGUCAACAACAUCAACAAAGAAACAUCAUUUUACACCGGAAGACCCUUUUCCUUUUUAUUGCCCUUCAGAAAAACAAUUGAAUUAAGAAAAUCAACAGAGAGUAAGCGGAAGCCUUGUUUGUAUAGCUUAGUAGCGAAAAUGAGCAGUAAGAUUAGUUUUUUCUCAGUUUCCAGUUGUCGCUAAGUUGCAUUCUGCAAAAAAAAAAUAAACGGUGGGAAAUAAUAAAUCUAUCCAUUUGUAUCAUAUUACUUAGCUAACGAAAACCAGAACAGAAUAAAAGAACAACGUCAAGAGCGUGGUACCUACUAGGUAAAUCCACUUAGUUCAAGUGUUGACAUUGAAGAUAUGAAAAUACCGGACCGGAGAUGAAGUCAGCUGAAGGUUCAAGUCGACAAAAAUAGUGCGCAAUUGAGUUAUGAAAUAUGAUGAUGGCAACCGCUGGUUUGGACCAGCGCGGUUGCCAGAUGGGGUUUAUAAUUUAUAUCCAAUCUAAUUACAACAAAACAGUUAAUUUGCAUUGAAAGGAACCUACAAAACAAAAACUGAAAUAGAAUAAUUAUUGCUCUAAUUUUACUACUAUUAUUAUUAUUGCUGGAACGAUUAAAUUUUAAUAAAUUAUAUUACAAAACAACACAUUUUGGGUUACUGAG